Messenger RNA from Acipenser ruthenus (sterlet), 2621 nucleotides. It is a transcript of the gene plaat1l, whose product is annotated as phospholipase A and acyltransferase 1-like. Gene Ontology annotation, molecular function: glycerophospholipid phospholipase A1 activity; A2-type glycerophospholipase activity. The coding region runs from base 129 to 587 and encodes 152 amino acids. Gene Ontology annotation, cellular component: cytoplasm. Lineage: Eukaryota; Metazoa; Chordata; Actinopteri; Acipenseriformes; Acipenseridae. The transcript is spliced from 4 exons. Gene Ontology annotation, biological process: N-acylphosphatidylethanolamine metabolic process. The record is from RefSeq and is a predicted model, not a curated record.
UUCUGGGCUUUUCUGUUCUGUGAAGUGUUUACUCGGGUAUCUGAGGUAGUGAUAUCCUGGUAUGAUAUCAUUCCUCACUGAACAGCUGAAGGAGAUUUAACUCAAAGGGAUCAGUAUUCUGUACCCAGAUGGGACUGCAUCAUUCUUGUCCUCAACCACUUCCUGGAGACAUCCUUGAGUUUCCUAGGUCAAAGCAUUUUUCCCACUUUGGCAUUUAUUAUGGCGAGAGAGACGGAGUUCCCUAUGUGGCACACUUAACAGCCCGUGAUUCGGAUUCCAAGAUCGUUCUCUUUGGCAGGGCACUGAAAUCCACAGUGAAAAUUGACCCUGUUGAUGUUGUGGGUAAAAAAUACAAAAUCAGUAAUUACCUGGACGGCAAGCAACCGCACCGGGACUUCCACACUCUUAUUAAACCCGAGAUUGAUGAGGCCGUGGGGAAAUACGUCACCUAUGACAUCCUCUUUCAUAACUGCGAGCACCAAGCAACACUGUUCCGCUACGGGUUAAAGAAAUCAGUCCAGAUUGAAAGUAUCUACGGAAAGAUAUACCCUACCUGGGAACAACUCUUUGAGAAGAAACUUUUAUAGAAGAAGGAAAGGAAUGUUUGCAAUUGUUGCAUUUAAAUAGUGUGACGAUAUACGCCCCCCCCCCCCCCCGAUUUAACAUGACAAAUCUGCAGUGUUUAACCCUAACCCUAACCCUAACCCUACCCCCUACACACCCCCAAUUCAACAUGACAAAACUGCAGUGUUUAACCCUAACCCUAACCCUACCCCCUACACACCCCCAGUUCAACAUGACAAAACUGCAGUGUUUAACCCUAACCCUAACCCUACCCCCACAGCCCCCCAAUUCAACAUGACAAAACUGCAGUGUUUAACCCUAACCCUAACCCUACCCCCCACACCCCCCUGAUUCAACAUGACAAAUUUGCAGUUUAACCCUAACCCCCCGAUUUAACAUGACAAAUCUGCAGUGUUUAACCCUAACUCUAACCCUACCCCCACACCCCCAAUUCAACAUGACAAAUCUGCAGUGUUUAACCCUAACCCUAACCCUACCCCCACACCCCCCCAAUUCAACAUGACAAAUUUGCAGUUUAACCCUAACCCCCCAAUUCAACAUGACAAAUCUGCAGUGUUUAACCCUAACCCUAACCCUACCCCCCACACCCCCCUGAUUCAACAUGACAAAUUUGCAGUUUAACCCUAACUCUAACCCCCCACCCCCGAUUCAAAUCUGCACAGUGUUUAGCACGGGAGUCUGUUCUCCUAGAAUAGCCUGUCAGCAUCAAUCCUUAUGUUAAUGAAACAUUAUUUGUGUAGUCAUUGAUUCAGAAAGACUUGUCAGCCAAGCACCUGCUAUCAACUUCAAAGUUUGUCAGAUCUUGUGCCUUACCCAGACUGUUCCUUACUAUCAGUAACCCUCAUUUUUUCCCUUGCUAGAUAAAAAUCUUGACUCCAUCUUGGAUUUAAUAUAUAUGUUUUUUAAUAUAUUUGUUUGCUUGUUUGAUUUUUCUAUAUAAAAAUGUGUUUGUCUUUGUUGUUACUAAAACAAUAUGUUUAAAAUUGCUUGAGUUCUGAUCUAAGAUGAAAAAUUUGGGUGUGAUUUUUGAUCCUGGGUUAACUUUUGAAUCGCGUGUUCUGAAUACUGUCAAGGUUUCUUUUUUUCACCUUAGAAAUAUUGACAGACAGCGUCCAAUGCUUUCUCUACCUGCAGCUGAAAAACUGGUUCAUGCUUUUGUUUUCUCCAGGAUCGAUUACUGUAACGUCCUGCUCGCUGGGGUGUCUAAUAGCAUCCUCACUAAAAUUCAAUUUAUCCAAAACUCUGCAGCCAGAAUUUUGUCUCGGUCCCGCUCAAGAGAUCACAUCACUCCUGUCCUGGAGGCCUUGCACUGGCUGCCUAUCAGGUUCAGAAUUGAUUUUAAAAUUUUAAUGCUGACAUAUAAGGCUCUUCAUGGUCUAGCUCCGACUUAUCUGUCAGAUCUUUUAUCUUUUUACACUCACUCGCAACCUCCGCUCUGCUGAUCUCAGACUGCUGUGUGUCCCGCCUGUUCGUCUGCGCUCUAUGGGCGACAGGGCCUUCUGUUGUUAUGCCCCCAAAUUAUGGAACUCAAUUCCACUAGAGAUCAGGGACUCAGCCUCUUUGAGUGUUUUAAAGCUAAUUUAAAGACUUACUUUUUUAGAAAGGCGUUUUUAUGAUUUUUAUGAUGUUUUAUUUCCUUGUUCUUUUUUAUGUAUAAUCUGUUUAUUUUAUUUCUGUACUAUUAAUUGUGAAGCGCUCUGAGAUGAUUGCUUUUAAGGGUGCUAUACAAAAUAAAGUUUAUUAUUAUUAUUAUUAUUAUGUAAAAUGAGAGGUGCUGCAGCAGCAUGCACACCAGUGUGUAGAAUACAUUAUAAAACAGUGGAAUUGACUGAUCCUGCGGGUAGGUGAGCCCACUUAAACUUUUUUUUUCCACAUCUCAACCUCUAAUUACCUGCCUGAUUCUUUCUCAAAGUGCUAGCUCCACAUACAAGACUGUUAAAUGGCAAUGCUAAUGUGUAUCUAUUUGUAUAUGUUUUUAUUUGUUUUUAUUUUCAUAGUUUUAUAGAUAAAAUAAAGGUACUUUGAUUUGACAUUCA